CCUCAGUUUCCGGCGACAUUUCGACCCCGGUCGAUACCGUUAUUCGCGAAAGCGGUGAAGGAGGGGCAAUCGAGGGGCCGUCUUUUGGGGAACGGGAUAAGGCUUUGCGGGCUGGAAAUCCACGGUUUCGAGCAGCCACAGUUGAUCCCCAAGUUGGCGCGAGAGACAGGGAGGCUGGGGGACUCGCUUAUCAGUGCUAUUGCAACAACACUCGUACUUCUCCUGUCGGCCGGGAUCAAGAAUGGGGUGUCGUUUAGCCGGCGGUUGCAUCUGCCGGAAACGCGUCCCUCAUCGGCUUCGAUUGCCAUCAUGUGAUCGGCGGUAUCUCGGUGCUCAGUCAAUUAGAUAAGACAGCGGUGACAACACUCCCCUCCUGAACAGCAACCCUCGUCUUUACUUGUUGUGUGGCCAUUGUGCGCGUCUCUCCAAGUUUCCUGGAAGGGGACACGUAGAAAAAGAGCUGACUACGCCCAUUUCUACUCUAAAUUCCUGGCUCCUGAAUUACCGGCCUCGAUUCUUAAGAAAAAAGAACAUCAGGCGCCAUGGGACGACUCAGCGGGAAAAAUGCCAUCAUUACCGGCGCCGCGGGCGGCAUCGGACUCGAAACCACCAUCCUCUUUGCCCGCGAAGGUGCUUCCGUUCUGAUGGCGGACAUCUCCGAGCCCGCCCUUGAAAAAGCACUCGCCAAAGUAAAGCAACUGGUCCCUAACGCUGUCAAGCUCGAAACCAUCAAAUGCGAUGUGUCGAAAGAGGCCGAUGUUAAAGCCAUGGUAGAGGCGCAGGACUCGUGGGGUGGAUGCGACAUCAUCUUCAAUAAUGCAGGCAUCAUGCAUGCAGACGAUGCGGAUGCCGUCGAUACCCCCGAGAAAAUAUGGGAUCUGACUCAGAAUAUCAAUGUCAAGGGGGUCUGGUACGGAUGCAAGCAUGCAGUUCUCAGCCUGCGCAAGCACAAGAAGAAGAAGGGUAGCAUCAUCAACACCGCCAGUGUCGUAGGGUUGGUUGGAAGUGCAACUCCUCAGUUGGCUUAUACCGCUAGUAAAGGGGCCGUCCUUGCAAUGACGAGGGAGUUAGCAAUCGUCCAUGCUCGUGAGGGAUUUAGAUUCAACUCUCUCUGUCCUGCACCUUUGAACACCCCUCUCCUGCAAGACUGGCUGGGCGAUGACAUUCCCAAGCGCCAGAGACGCGAAAUCCAUUUCCCAACGGGCCGUUUCGGCGAAGCGAUCGAGCAAGCUCAAGCUGUUCUUUUCCUAGCUAGCGACGAGAGCAGUUUCGUAAACGGCACUGAUUUCGUAGUUGAUGGCGGAAUGACCAAGGCAUACGUGACCCCCGAAGGACCCCCAACGUCAGCUCCCAAAAACAACGCGAGCUAAGUACAUCCUACAGGAAGUAAUAAAUAAUACUGCAUGAUAGAUUUCUAGUAAUACAUAGAAUGGAAAUCUCCUUCUUGCAUUGUUAGAACGACUAUCUGCGUGUAAAAAGACAAAUUCUGACAAGCCCGACAAGAAAUUAUUUAUAUAUAUAUAUAUAUAUAUAUAUGUUCAUUUCUUUAUAAACUUUUUUUUUUUUUUUUUUUUUUUUUUUUUUUUUUUGAAGUAAACCCACCUGGCUUGACUACGGAGUAGAUUGAAAGGGUAAAAGAAAAGGUGUAACUUACUUGGGAAUACACUGGUAAACCAUCAUUAUUCAUCAAUUUGGGUACCGUAUGGGUAUAUUUUUCAGUGUAAGUAAUUCUGCGGAUAUGCGCGUACAGUACCAUGUACCGUACGCCUGCAUCAGAUCUUGAGGACGCGGCAGUCAAGAGAUAGAAAUAACUGAAACUCGAGCAAAUUCUUCCGGAAAAAAUGCAUUCUCAUUAAACGAAAGUACUAUUAGGUAUAUAUCAAACCAUGAGUCCUGGCAAGAACAAUAAGUAAAGCCGAUGUAGGAAGAUGUAAACGAAAUGAGUAGGGGGGAAUUAAAAAAUAAAUUGAAGCAAAAAAAGAAGAAAACG
Molecule: messenger RNA, 1990 nt
Organism: Blastomyces dermatitidis ER-3
Lineage: Eukaryota; Fungi; Ascomycota; Eurotiomycetes; Onygenales; Ajellomycetaceae
Product: glucose 1-dehydrogenase
Exons: 7
Coding region: 543-1370 (275 amino acids)
Molecular function (GO): oxidoreductase activity
Source: RefSeq, a predicted model, not a curated record